Molecule: messenger RNA, 414 nt
Organism: Penicillium bovifimosum
Lineage: Eukaryota; Fungi; Ascomycota; Eurotiomycetes; Eurotiales; Aspergillaceae
Exons: 1
Coding region: 1-414 (137 amino acids)
Source: RefSeq, a predicted model, not a curated record
AUGCAGCUCACCCAGCUUCUUCUUGCAACCGGCCUGUUUGCCUCCUCUGUCUUUGCUGCCCCUCUCGCCAGCGACCAGUGGACCAUCAAAGAUAUGAAGCGUGUCUGCAACGCAGCAGACACCUCGUGCACCUGGACCUUCGGCAUCAACAACGGUGCCACUGUUACCCCUGCCAAGUAUGUUGUGGAGGGCGACGCCGCCUCUCGAAAGAACGGAGGUCCUAGCAACUUUGGAAGCUACACCGUCACUUCAGGCUGGAGCGGCCAGUUCGGCCCGAACAAUGGCUUCACCACCUUGAGCGUUGUUAACAACGAUGCCCGCAAGAUCAUCUGGCCCGCCUACACCGACGCGCAGCUCAAGGGCGGAAAUGUCGUCAAGCCUGAUCAGUCUUACUCUGCUGUUCCUCUUCCUUGA